AUGGCGUUAGUAUCUGCUGCUCCAUAUUUAGCACUACUUGGAGAACCAGACACUAGUCUCAAAUCAUACGCAUUAACAUCCUUGAAUGACGUUGUUGAUCAAUUAUGGGCAGAAAUUGCAAAUAAUAUAACUGAAUUGGAAGAUUUAUAUGAAGACAAACAAUUUAAAGAAAGAUCUUUGGCAGCAUUAAUAAUAUCUAAAGUCUAUUAUAAUUUGGGAGAUUUUGACACAUCUGUGAAAUAUUCAUUGAGAGCUGGGAAUGAAUUCAAUAUUGAAGAAAAAAGUCAAUAUAUCGAAACUAUUGUAAGUCAAUGUAUUAAGUUGUAUAAUUCAUUGUCACGAAAAAAAUAUAAUGAUGACUCUGUGACUAUAGAUCCAAGAUUACAAUCCAUCUAUGAAAAAAUGUUGAGCAAAUGUUUAAAACUGGGGGAAAUUAAGUUAACAUUAGGAAUAGCCUUGGAAUCAUACAGGCUAGAUUUAAUAGAUAAAAUAUUGAAAGAACAAAUUCAAGAAAAUGAAGAAAAUGGAUUGAACUUGAUCAAUUAUGUUUUGAUUUGUACCAAUUCAACCAUAAGUGAUCAAAAUUUUAGAAAUGAAGUUUUGAAUGAAUUAAUAUCAUUAUUAUUGUCAUUGAAAAAGCAUCAAGAUUUUUUCACGAUUAUAAAAAUCAUUGUACAAUUAAGUGAUUCUACUUUAGCAUCAAAAGUUUUCCAAGAAUUAAUCAAACAAGAAGAACAAUUGAUUGCAUACCAAGCGGCCUUUGAUUUGGUAAAUACUGCGUCACAAGAUUUAUUAGAUGAUGUAAUAAAUUCAUUAACAGCUGAUUCAGAGAAUUUAAUCACCAAAAAAGUUUUAAAUAUCUUAUCAGGUGUACCAACUUGUGAUUUCGAUAAUACUUUCCUUUUUAAAAACAACAAUACGGAUAUAACGAUAUUAAAUAAAACCAAAAAUCUUUUGGAUGGUAGAAGCUCAGUUUUUCAUUCAGCAGUUACUUUUGCAAAUGCUUAUAUGCAUGCAGGUACAACAGAUGAUUCAUUUUUCAGAAAAAACUUGGAAUGGUUAGGUAAGGCAACUAAUUGGUCAAAAUUUUCAGCCACUGCUGCAUUAGGUGUGAUUCACAAGGGUAAUUUAUCUCAAGGUCGUACUAUUUUGAAACCAUAUUUGCCAGGAUCAACUAGUGCUGCUCAUACAAAAGGAGGUUCAUUAUUUGCAUUGGGAUUAAUCUUUGCUGGUCAUGGAAGAGAAGUUAUUGGAUAUUUGAAAAACUUUAUAGAUGAAAAUGGAAAUGCUACAGGAUCUAAUGACAUUGAUGUACAAUUACACGGGGCUUCUUUAGGUGCUGGUGUUGCUGGUAUGGGUUUAAAAUCCGAAGAAUUAUAUGAAUCUUUAAAAGUUGUACUAUAUUCAGAUUCUGCUAUAUCUUCACAAGCUGCUGCUUAUGGUAUGGGUUUAAUCAAAUUAGGAUCCGGUGAUGAUAUUGCAACAAAUGAUAUGUUGACUUAUGCUUUGGAAACUCAGCAUGAAAAUAUAAUUAGAGGUUUAGCUAUAGGAUUGGCAUUGAUACAUUAUGGACGUGAAGAUAAAGCUGAUUAUAUUAUUAAUGACUUGAUGAAACAAGAAUCCUCAAUUUUGAGAUAUGGUGGUGCAUUCAAUAUUGGGUUAGCAUAUGCUGGUACCGGUAAUAGUGGAGCUAUAAAGAAAUUAUUGCAUUACGCCGUAUCUGAUCCAAGUGAUGACGUAAGAAGAGCUUCGGUAUUAAGUUUAGGUUUUGUUUUAAUUCGUGACUAUACUGCUGCUCCUCAGUUGGUUAAAUUAUUAUCACAGUCUCAUAAUCCACAUGUUAGGUAUGGUACUGCAUUAGCAUUAGGUAUAUCAUGUGCUGGAAGAGCUUAUGCUCCAGCCAUUGAAGUAUUGGAGCCACUUACCAAAGAUCCAGUUGAUUUUGUUAGACAAGGUGCAUUAAUGGCUACUGCCAUGAUUUUAAUACAACAAAAUGAUUUUAUUUUCCCAAAAGUCAAAGAAUUUACAAAACAAUAUGCUGAUACUAUUAAAAAUAAACAUGAAGAUGCAUUGGCUAAAUUCGGAGCUACUUUAUCGCAAGGUAUAAUUGAUGCAGGGGGUAGAAAUGUAACAAUAAACUUGGAAAAUUCUCAAACUAAUACAUUAAAUAUCAAUGCUAUUGUUGGGUUAGCAAUAUUUGCUCAGUCAUGGUAUUGGUAUCCAUUAGCUCAUUUCUUAUCUUUAUCAUUUGCUCCAACUUCAAUAAUUGGAGUAAGAGGUGAAGAUUUAAAAAUUCCAAAGUUUGAAAUCAAUUGUCAUUCAAACCCAGAAUAUUGGAAAUAUCCUGAAAAAAUUGAAGAAGCUAAAGAAGAAAAACCGGAUAAAUUGACGACUGCAGUUUUAUCAACAACUGCAAAAGCUAAAACAAGAGCUAAGAAGAAACAAUCAAAUAAGAAAGUCGAAGAAUCAAAUAAAAUGGAUAUUGACUCAAAGAAGGAAGAACCAAAAAAACCAGCAGCAACUGAAGAGAGCAAAAAAGAAGAGUCUAAUAAAGAUGCAUCGAACAAAACUAGUCAACAAUCUCAACAACCUCAACCACCACGUUACACUAAACAACCGUACAAAAUAGAGAAUUUAUCAAGGGUUUUACCAGCUCAAGUCAAUUACAUAUCCUUUAAAGAUGAAAGAUUCGUACCCGUCAGGAAAUAUAAAGGCAGUGGUAUAAUUGUGUUGAAUGAUACUAAUCCUGAAAGUCCUGUGGAGUUUAUUAAAACUGUUAGACAAUUGAAUAUCACUGAAGCUCCAUUACCUGAACCUUUCACAUUAUCUAAAGAAGACCUAGAAGAAGAAGAAGAUGAUUAA
Messenger RNA from Lodderomyces pseudojiufengensis, 2862 nucleotides. RefSeq names its product proteasome regulatory particle base subunit (gene RPN2). The transcript has a single exon. The record is from RefSeq and is a predicted model, not a curated record. Gene Ontology annotation, biological process: proteasome-mediated ubiquitin-dependent protein catabolic process; regulation of protein catabolic process. The coding region runs from base 1 to 2862 and encodes 953 amino acids. NCBI's taxonomy places the organism in Eukaryota, Fungi, Ascomycota, Pichiomycetes, Serinales, Debaryomycetaceae. Gene Ontology annotation, cellular component: nucleus; proteasome regulatory particle, base subcomplex; proteasome complex. Gene Ontology annotation, molecular function: enzyme regulator activity.